Tarenaya hassleriana is the source of this 1287-nucleotide messenger RNA. RefSeq names its product serine/threonine-protein kinase Aurora-3-like. The transcript is spliced from 7 exons. The record is from RefSeq and is a predicted model, not a curated record. Gene Ontology annotation, cellular component: spindle midzone; spindle pole centrosome; spindle microtubule. Gene Ontology annotation, molecular function: ATP binding; protein kinase activity. Lineage: Eukaryota; Viridiplantae; Streptophyta; Magnoliopsida; Brassicales; Cleomaceae. Gene Ontology annotation, biological process: regulation of cytokinesis; mitotic spindle organization; protein phosphorylation. Bases 179 to 1036 code for a protein of 285 amino acids.
GUUCCUCUUUUUGCCGCCUAACAGUUUCGAUGCCCUCCGGCUUCCUCCUGUGUUCCCCUGUGAUUUCUAGGGUUUCGAUUUAUCGUGCUCCUCUCUUCCUCCGUUGGCUCUUCCACCCUGCGAUUCACCAUCGGACUCCUCUUCUUUGUCCGCCAAAAUUCAGUUACUGAUUCCGAAAAUGGAAUCUCGAGCGAAGGAGGCUGAACUAUACAAUCUCGAGAAGCAAUGGUCGCUGAAUGAUUUCGAGAUCGGGAAACCCCUCGGCAAAGGCAAAUUCGGCAGAGUCUAUCUUGCCAGGGAAGUCAAGAGUAAAUAUGUGGUGGCACUGAAGGUGAUAUUUAAGGAACAGAUAGAGAAGUACAAGCUUCAUCAUCAGCUAAGGAGAGAGAUGGAGAUCCAGACAAAACUGCACCACCCGAAUAUUCUGCGUCUCUACGGUUGGUUCCAUGACAGUGACCGCAUUUUCUUGAUCCUCGAGUAUGCUCAUGGCGGUGAACUCUAUGGCCUCCUAAAAAAGAAGGGUAAUCUCAGUGAAAAACAAGCAGCCACGUAUAUUGCAAGUCUCACCCAAGCACUGGCAUAUUGUCAUGGAAAAUGUGUGAUUCACAGAGACAUCAAGCCUGAAAACUUGUUGCUUGAUCAUGAGGGUAGGUUGAAAAUCGCCGACUUUGGAUGGUCUGUACAGUCUAGUAGCAAGAGAAAAACAAUGUGUGGAACAUUGGAUUACUUGGCGCCUGAAAUGGUGGAAAACAGAGACCAUGAUUAUGCUGUUGAUAACUGGACUUUAGGCAUACUGUGUUAUGAGUUUCUCUAUGGUAACCCUCCGUUCGAGGCAGAGAGUCAAAAAGAUACCUUCAAGAGGAUUGUUAGGGUUGACCUGAGUUUUCCUUUGACGCCUUAUGCCUCUGCAGAAGCCAAAAAUCUCAUCAGUCAGCUUCUAAUGAAGGAUCCCUCGAAGCGGCUCUCUCUCCAGAAGAUCAUGCAGCAUCCUUGGAUCGUCAAGAACGCGGAUCCUAAGGGAGUGUGCCUCAAGUAAGCUUUACGAAUAGCAUGUCUUUUUCAAUCCACAUUGGUGAGAAAGAAGAGACUUACACAUGAUGUUUACCUACAAUGUUUUCCCAAUGCAACAGCUGGUUUGCAGUAGUAAUGGGCUUAGAACAGUAUUUUCUGAAAAAGGUAAUGGGCUGGCUAUCUGAUUUCAGCCCAACAGUAGAGGCCCAUUUAUUAGUUGCCACUGAUUUAAUUUCUUUGAAUUAUAAAUCGAGAUGAUCUAUUAGUCAAAUUCUA